Messenger RNA from Agelaius phoeniceus (red-winged blackbird), 1560 nucleotides. RefSeq names its product interleukin 13 receptor subunit alpha 1 (gene IL13RA1). Gene Ontology annotation, biological process: cytokine-mediated signaling pathway. The record is from RefSeq and is a predicted model, not a curated record. Gene Ontology annotation, molecular function: protein binding; cytokine receptor activity. Gene Ontology annotation, cellular component: external side of plasma membrane; membrane. Lineage: Eukaryota; Metazoa; Chordata; Aves; Passeriformes; Icteridae.
UGGGGCGGCCGAGCCAUGGCUGUGCCCGCAGCGGCUCCGCUGCCCUGCCCGCUCCUCCUCGCCGUCUGCUGGGUGGUGGCCGCGGCGACGGCGGCAGGAGCAAAAGUUCUUCCAUCUCCAUCCAACUUGAACUAUUCAUUGACCCAUAUCUGUACUCUGACCUGGACAUGGAACCCUCCAGAGAACAUCAGCAGUAGCUGCAACCUGGAGUAUUCCAGUGACAUCGUCAUUAACGGGGUUCCUGAGGACAGAAGAGAAUGGAGUAAAAGCCGAUUCCGUGUGACGGACGCGCACUUGAAUGAGGAAAUGCGCCUCAGAGUGAGAAGUGAGUGCAAGAAUGACAACACCAGUGAGCCCAGCCCCUGGGUGGAGACCUCCCUCCUGCCAAAAGGUAUUCCAGGUACUGCUGCUGUUGACUUGGGCUGUGUUUGGCACAAUCUGGAGUACAUGGCUUGUACCUGGCAUCGUGGGGAGAAUGCAAGCAGUGACACCAACUACACUUUGUUCUACUGGUUUGAUGGCUUGGAAAACCCUAAGAGCUGUAGCAACUCCUCUGUAGAUGGAGAAAUCUUUGAAUGCAUUUUCAAUCUUACCUUCCCAAAAGACCGGAGAACUUAUCCUGAUAUAAGUAUUUUGAUAAGAGGUGAUUCUGAAGAAGUUAGGCCUGUGUGUGCAAGUAAAAAUCCUACCACACUUGUAAAACCUGCCAUACCAAGACAAUUGACAUUGUCAAAGACUAAUGAUAGAAUUGAUGUAAAGUGGAGUGAAUCAGAAACUUUUCCAAAAAGUUGUUUGCAGUAUGAAGUUAAGUGUUCCAGUGGUGAUUUGGACACUGGUCAGAUCAUUGCAUCUGAAAGGAAUUCUGUGUCAAUUCCUGGCAUUGAUGCUAACAGCAAGUACAGCUUCAGAGUGAGAGCAAAGCCAAAGCGGGAGUGCUACAACAGCCAUCUCCAAAGUGACUGGAGUGAGGAAAAGAGCAUUGGUGAGAAGAGGGACUCUACAAUCUAUUUUGUUCUGAUAAUUACCAUUCCAUUAAUAGUAGCAGUAUCUACAAUAAUUCUACUGGUUUAUCUAAAAAGGUUGAAGAUAUUAAUUCUUCCACCAAUUCCGGACCCAAGAGAAAUUCUUAAGCGCAUGUUUGGAGAGCAGAACGAGGAUUCCCAGAGCUCUGCAAAGGAUGACCCCACGAAUGCUUUUGACAGGUUAAUUAUAGAAGAAGAAAUUCAUUCUUUAAUUUUAACAGAAACUUCAGAGAGCUCUAAUCCUGAAAAAGAAAGCAGGUAGACUCUGCUUUAUCAAUGAUUCCUGCUCCUGUACCUCAGGUGACUGUAGAUGUGAAGAGGCCUGUGAGGCACUGGCCAGCUCUUCCUUCCCUGAAGAUGCAUCACUAACAGUGGCUGUUCUUCCAUCUCUGCCAGAAAUACCCAUCUGAGCUCAGUCAGGAUGAGCAUGUGUGUAAUCCCAUGGGACUGCAUUCUGGGUUCCCUGCUCUGGCUUCAGCCAGCUCUGCCCUGCAAUUGUUACUGCCACUUGCACUUGUGUUUGUGCCUCACACCACAC